Messenger RNA from Microdochium trichocladiopsis, 648 nucleotides. RefSeq lists its product as uncharacterized. The transcript has 2 exons. Bases 22 to 579 code for a protein of 185 amino acids. NCBI's taxonomy places the organism in Eukaryota, Fungi, Ascomycota, Sordariomycetes, Xylariales, Microdochiaceae. The record is from RefSeq and is a predicted model, not a curated record.
CGGCGACUUUACUCGGUCGAGAUGUGCCUUCCGUGCUGGCCAGUCAAGGAUAUCUACCUCGAGGACGACCCUCCCAACCAGUCAGUGCAAUAUGUCUGGGACGGAGGCAAGUGGGUGCAGACUGUGAGACCAGUCUCUUCGGUCCAUCCCGGCAUCGCCAGCGCACCUGUCGUCAUGCAGCCCAUGAUGAGCCCUGGUCACCAUCCUGCCUACUACAGUCCCGGCCAGACUGCGCAGUACAUGCACCCGGCACAGUUUGUCAAUGCCCAGAACCCGGUAUUUGUAGGUCAUGCCGGUGUUGCUCCUCCUCCUCAGGCUCCUCCCGACAUCAUGGGUAUUGGCAAGACCGGAGCCGAGGCCUGGUACGAGCAGUGCUAUAAUGCGCAGAGCGAGUCCAACAAGAUGAGCGAGCCCCAGGACUUCAAGCCUGCAGACCCUGACCCUGGUCGCAUGUAUCCUUGCCGCGAGGUCGAUGGUGCCUGGACCCAGCGCAAUCUCGUCACCAUCGAGCGUCUUGACGAUGCUCGCUGGUAUAUCGACAGCCAUGGUCGCUUCUAUGCUGUUCGUUCCGCUGACUAACACUGUGCACAAAUGUUCAGUAUCGGUAAGUUUCAGGGGGCGUUCUGGGGCUCGUGUAGGACGUUGCUG